Messenger RNA from Nicrophorus vespilloides, 3448 nucleotides. It is a transcript of the gene Alh, whose product is annotated as protein AF-10. The record is from RefSeq and is a predicted model, not a curated record. The transcript is spliced from 9 exons. NCBI's taxonomy places the organism in Eukaryota, Metazoa, Arthropoda, Insecta, Coleoptera, Silphidae. Gene Ontology annotation, biological process: regulation of transcription by RNA polymerase II. The coding region runs from base 18 to 3029 and encodes 1003 amino acids. Gene Ontology annotation, cellular component: nucleus. Gene Ontology annotation, molecular function: histone binding; nucleosome binding.
CGUCGUUUGGCCGCAUUAUGAAGGAGAUGGUAGGAGGCUGUUGCGUGUGUUCUGAUGACAGAGGCUGGCCCGAAAACCCCUUAGUAUAUUGCGAUGGACAAUCUUGCACAGUUGCAGUGCACCAAGCUUGUUAUGGUAUAGUGACUGUGCCGACUGGUCCAUGGUAUUGCCGUAAAUGCGAGAGUCAGGAGAGAUCCGUGAAAGUAAAAUGCGAAUUGUGUCCGAGCAAAUACGGUGCUCUGAAGCGAACGGACAACUCAGGAUGGGCUCACGUCGUUUGUGCUUUGUAUAUCCCGGAGGUCCGGUUUGGGAAUGUAACUACUAUGGAACCGAUUCAAUUGCAGUUGAUACCCCAGGAGAGAUUCACUAAAGUCUGUUAUAUUUGCGAAGAAAACGGGAAGCCGUCUAAUGCUAGCAUCGGUGCCUGCAUGCAGUGUAACAAAUCCGGCUGUAAACAACAGUUCCAUGUCACUUGUGCCCAGAGCUUAGGGCUCUUAUGCGAGGAAGCUGGAAACUUUCUUGACAACGUGAAAUAUUGCGGAUAUUGCCAACACCAUUACGGAAAAUUGAAAAAAGGAGGGAAUGUGAAGACUAUUCCGCCAUACAAGCCCGUGUCUUCAGAGAAUCCUCAAUCGGAUUCUAGUUCUGAGAAAGAGCAAGAUUCAAAAUUAGGCAGUAAUAGUACUUCAUUGGGAAAACGUAAAUCGUCCUCAUCUUCAAACAGUAAGACUGUUAGUUCGAAAGUGAGCAAUGCAAAUGUAAAAUCAUCAGUGAGUGCUGGUUACUACCAAAAGUCUGUAGCAAAUCAAAAAGGGAAUUCUGAUAAAGCUGCAAGCAAAAACAAUUCUAAUAUUAAGAACAGUAAUAACAGCAUUAAUAGUGCCAAAAGUGUUAUAAGUGAUGAUAGUGUAAGUGCAACUGACAAUACUGCAAAUGAAGUUACAAAGAAAUUGGAAAUAGACAUACAAACACAUAUUGAAACUAGUAAGGAUUCUAAAAGCAAGAAACGCAAAGCAAAUUCUAGAACCCCAACCCCAAAUAUUGUGAAUGAAGCCAGCAAUAGUGCAAUAGCUGAUAACACUGCCAUUAAAAAAGAAGUAGGUGAAGACAAGGCUAAAAAGGCGAAAACUGAAUCAAGUUCACCACAUUCCGCCUCAUCACUACCGUCUAGUACUGCCACCGUUGUUUCACCGCCAACAGUCCUCACACCUACAACAGAUACCAUUUCUGCCACAUCCCCAGCUGUAGCCACUAACCAAUAUCAGCAAUCAAUUAUUCAAUCCACAACCACCCAUCAGUCCAUUAAUUCUGUUGUGGUGUCAGUUCCAUUGCAAAAUACGCAACUGAGUCCUAGAUCUCACAGUAAUCAAUCACAACCAAUUAAACCAACGUCCAUACCAUCAACUGCCAAUCCACCAGAAGAUAUUUCAACCAAUACUAGAACAAGUCUAGUAACCAGCGACGUUUCUAAUCCAGCAACAGAAGAAAAUAUGAUCACGUCUGAUAUGAGCGGUGGUCCUCUGAAAAUUUCAUUUGAAAAACAAUCGAGUUUAACAACUCCGCCGGUUCUUCAGGUAGAACUUGAAGACGUUAUGGCCAAUCAAAGUGUUGACGUGCCCAUUAAAAGAUCGCGGUCACAAUCGACCGAUAAAAUAGAAAAACAUACGCGGGCUAAGAAGAAAAGUUCAAACGGUGUUGUUAAUUCUUUAAGCGGUUUGCCGGCGUCUUCUUUAACGAAGAGGUCGAGUAGAAGUCAGCACAACACGCCGCCUCCGCCACCACCACCGACACAGGCAGCAGCAGCGAUGCUUUCCUCAGCGGCAGCAGCAGUGGCAACGACGUCGGCGCCGACGAGUUUUGCGGGGACUUUGCAACAGCAGCAACAGCAACCUCCGGCCCAGCAGCCGCAGCAACUGCCGACGCAGAUUAAAGAAUCCCCGCCGAGUUCGCCGAGCUCGGAAAGUUUGGGUGCGCCGCCGAGCGUGGGCCGGAAGAAGGGACGGAAGAGUGCGCCUGCUUCAGUCUCCGGCUCUAGCAGUAAAGAUACUAAAGAUAAUAUAAAAUUAUUCCAAAACGGCGUUAAUGCACCCCAUAUGUUAGGUAAUCAACUGAACCUGAACUCGAAUAUGGCUCAGAAAAUGACGGAUCACCUCAACUCGGAACUGGAGGCGCACUCAAUUUACUCCAGCGAGAACAACAAUUCAAAUUUGAUCGGUCCGCAACUUCACCACAGGGUCAUUGCGAAUGCGAGGUCGAGUAGUACAGGUGGAUCGAGCACCGCAAGCGGCGGCAGCGGGUUAUCGUCGAUGCUCAGUGGUAAUGGUGGCGCUAUUCCACAAACUUUAGACCAACUUUUAGAGCGCCAGUGGGAACAAGGGUCCCAAUUCCUAAUGGAACAAGCUCAACAUUUUGAUAUUGCUUCCUUACUUUCUUGUUUACAUCAAUUAAGAGCUGAAAAUUUAAGGUUGGAAGAGCAUGUCAGUUCCCUAUUACAGCGUAGGGAUCAUCUGCUGGCCGUCAACGCGCGUCUCGCCAUACCACUGACCGGACCACCUGCCGCCCCACAAACAUCUCAUCCGCAUACCGUGAAUAACAUACACCCUGCAGUGGCCUCUACCCACGCCGACACCUCGCGAGGACGGAACUCCGGCGGUAGUUAUGGUAGUGGCCCCAUGGAAAACGGAAUUUCAGAUCAGGGUUAUCCGCCCCAUCCCCAUCGAAGUCCUGCGGGAAGUUCGCAGUCGCAAUCUUCGACUCCAAACAUCAGACAAUCUUCAAAUUACAACAACAUACGACAAGGCUCGACGUCGGACACGACCGUUCGAGCCGCCUCACGAGGCGGCGGAGCAGGCUCCGCCUACUCUCACUACUCUCAGGCUGCCGCUCCCAAUUCGAACAAUCAACAGCAACAGAUUGUCAUAAGAAGGGAAUCUGAGCAACCACAAAACAGUAAUCACCAUAACACCAGUAGCAAUAAUGGAAACGGAAGCACCAGUAGCACUAACGCAACAAACAGGCCACCAAGCUGAAACUAUUUGGAAAUGGUGGAGGAAGAGGAUCUGGUUCUCAGCAUCGAAAAAGUGCGCCCGCGCUUUGCCAAAUAACGUUGAGAGAACAUACUAGUCCUAUUAUUUAAAAUUCAAGAGAAAUAUGUAUGAAAAUGAGAAAAACAGUACAAACAAAUUUAAGACUUGAUAAAUAAGAUAAUGCAAGUAAGGACAAAGUUGUGUUAAAUAUCCUAUGUAAAUAAUUUAGUUUUGUAAUUUUAUUUAAGUUGUAUUUAGGCCUUCAUAUAAUCAUUUCUUUGGCAAUAUUAUCAAUACCAUUCAUUAUUUUGUUGCAAUGAAACUCGUUAAGUAUUGAUGAUAUAUGCUGGGUGAUUUUUAAUACGAAGAACAUUUCGUACAUCUAUAUGGUGAUAUUUUUUAAAAACCAAAUUAAAAUAUUG